CUUCCAUUGCUCAGCCUUGCAAGCUAAGCGAAAGGCCCACCCGGCAGCGGACAGCUCACCACCAACCCGCAUCCCUCCCCCCAAUGGCGAAGACGCAACCCCGCGGCCCGGCGGCGGAGCCGCUGCUCCCCCCGCCGCCGUACCUCAGCCCCCACUCGCCGGCCGACUUCCACGACGCCGACGACUCCUACGUCCUCCUCGUCCCGGUGCGGCUCCGGCGCCGCCUGCGCCGGGGCUGCGGCCGCGGCCGCGUCGCCGCGGCCCUCGCCGCCCUCGCGCUCCUCGCCCUCGCCUUCCUCCUCUGGCCCUCCGACCCCGGCGUCAGCGUCGCGCGCCUCCGCCUCGCGCACGUCUCCGUCGUCGCCCGCCCCGCCGUCGCCCUCAACGUCUCCGCCGCGCUCAAGGCCCGCGUCCGCAACCCCAACCUCUUCGCGCUCGACUACAGCCGCCUCGACGUCGCCAUCGGCUACCGCGGCCGGCCGCUCGGCACCGUCGCCUCCGGCGGCGGCCUCGUCCGCGCGCGCGCCGUCUCCUACGUCGACGCCGACCUCCGCCUCGACGGGAUCCGCGUCGUCGAGGACGCCAUCUACCUGCUCGAGGACCUCGCGCGCGGGUCCAUACCCUUCGACGCUGUCGUCGAGGUCGAGGGCCACCUCCACUUCUUCUUCCUCAGCAUCCCGGUCAAGGGGAGAAUAGCAUGUGUGGUUCAUGUUAAUCCACACGAUCAGACCAUAGUACACCAGGACUGCUAUCCAAAGUGAGUUGGUGACGGCCUCGAGCUAUCUUCGCGCAUGAAUCUAUUGUUUCAGACCUCGCCUGGAGUGCUGGUGGUUGUUGUAUACUUAAUCGGUGGUGAUGGAUGUGCACGUGGUGAUAUUUCUCAUGUACUACUAUAUAUAUACUGGUAGAUGGGGUGUUUGUAAAUUCUUUGGCAUACCCAAAUACCGUAGUUUAAAUCCGUGGUCAUAUCAAGAGAUCUCUAAUAUCAAUCAGUUCCGUGACAAGUGUUAAUAACAGUGUUUUACAUUGUCAUUC
Messenger RNA from Aegilops tauschii subsp. strangulata, 1035 nucleotides. RefSeq lists its product as uncharacterized. Lineage: Eukaryota; Viridiplantae; Streptophyta; Magnoliopsida; Poales; Poaceae. Gene Ontology annotation, biological process: response to desiccation; defense response to other organism. The record is from RefSeq and is a predicted model, not a curated record.